Messenger RNA from Sphenostylis stenocarpa, 1365 nucleotides. Lineage: Eukaryota; Viridiplantae; Streptophyta; Magnoliopsida; Fabales; Fabaceae. The record is from the annotation of a GenBank genome assembly.
AUGGAACCUCGUGUUGGGAAUAAGUUUCGCCUGGGUCGGAAGAUCGGAAGCGGCUCUUUUGGGGAGAUCUAUUUAGGUACUAAUAUUCAAACAAACGAAGAGGUCGCAAUUAAGCUUGAAAAUGUCAAGACAAAGCAUCCUCAGUUGCUCUAUGAGUCCAAGCUGUACAGAAUUCUACAGGGAGGAACUGGAAUCCCAAAUGUCAGAUGGUUUGGAGUCGAGGGAGAUUACAAUGUUUUAGUGAUGGAUCUGCUUGGACCCAGUCUUGAAGAUCUGUUUAACUUCUGUAGUAGAAAGCUAUCACUAAAAACAGUUCUCAUGCUUGCUGAUCAAAUGAUCAACCGGGUUGAGUUCAUUCAUUCUAAAUCAUUUCUCCAUCGAGAUAUCAAACCAGAUAAUUUUCUAAUGGGAUUAGGAAGGCGAGCAAACCAGGUUUAUGCUAUUGAUUUUGGUUUGGCUAAGAAAUACAGAGAUAGUUCAACACAUCAACAUAUUCCUUACAGGGAAAAUAAGAAUUUGACUGGAACUGCAAGAUAUGCUAGCAUGAAUACUCACCUUGGCAUUGAGCAAAGCAGAAGAGAUGAUCUUGAGUCUCUUGGUUAUGUUUUGAUGUACUUCUUGAGAGGAAGUCUUCCUUGGCAAGGACUUAAAGCAGGAACGAAGAAACAGAAGUACGAGAAGAUUAGUGAAAAGAAGGUUUCUACAUCUAUUGAAGCCUUGUGCCGUGGCUAUCCAACAGAAUUUGCAUCUUACUUCCAUUACUGCCGGUCAUUAAGGUUUGAUGAUAAGCCAGAUUAUGCUUACCUCAAAAGGAUAUUUCGGGACCUUUUUAUUCGUGAAGGAUUCCAGUUUGAUUAUGUCUUUGAUUGGACCAUUUUGAAGUAUCAGCAAUCACAGCUAGCCACUCCUCCAACGCGGGCCAUUGGUCCUAGUGCUGGAACUAGUUCUGGAAUGCCCCCAGCUGUUACAAAUGCUGAUAGGCAUACAGGAGGGGAAGACGGGCGGCCUCCUGCUAUGGUUUCAGUGGAUUCCUCAAGGCGCAGAAUCUCAGGACCCAUUUUAAAUACUUUAUCAACUGCCAAUGCCUUGGGUCAGUCAAGUGGAUCAUCAAGGCGGGUUGCUGUUUCUGGUACCCGUGAUGCAUUUGUUGGUACCGAGUCAGAUAUUCGUGCUCGCACUGCUGAAGCUAGCCCUGGAGUAGCACACAGAGGUUUGAGUGGGCAAAGAAGUUCACCAAUUGGAUCUUCUGAUGCCAAGAGAGUUGUAUCAUCGGGGAGAAACGCUUCUCAUGUGAAAAAUUAUGACUCUGCACUUAGAGGCAUGGAAGGUUUGCAAUUAGAGAAUGAUGAGAGGACCCAUUAUUGA